AAACUCGUCGUUUGCUUUCGUGUUCGCUUGCCGCAUCAUAUACUUAUCCGUGUCACAUUUUUGUAACCGAUUGUGUGAAGUUUCUAAUACUUACAAAAUGCCUGCCGGAAAGAAAUUAACGAAAGAAGAAGAAUUAUUGUUACAAGAUUUCAGUAGAAAUGUUUCAACUAAAUCAUCUGCUUUAUUUUAUGGAAAUGCAUUCAUCGUUUCAGCUAUCCCACUUUGGUUAUUCUGGAGAAUUCAUCAGAUGGACCCUUACCAGUCUGGUAUUUUGUUUGCUGUAAUGACACUUAUAAGCACAUGGCUCGUUGCAUUUGCGUACAAAAAUGUGAAGUUUGUCUUAAAACACAAAAUUGCUGUUAAACGGGAAGAAGCUGUCUCUCGAGAUGUAAUGAAAACUCUAGCUGAUGACAAAAAGAUGUCUAAGAAGGAAAAAGAUGAACGUAUUUUGUGGAAAAAGAAUGAAGUUGCAGAUUAUGAAGCCACUACAUUCUCCAUAUUUUAUAACAAUGCUCUAUACUUGAUGUUGAUAAUCAUCUUGUCAUUUUAUUGUCUCCGUUCAUUUGGACCCAGCAUUAAUUAUGUAGCGUCAGUUGGUGCAGCAGGAGGACUAUUGGCACUCUUUUCAACAAGCUCAAGUUAAAGACCUUCCACAAAAUACAUUUCUAAUAAAAACAUUACAUUUUU
Argiope bruennichi is the source of this 687-nucleotide messenger RNA. RefSeq names its product translocon-associated protein subunit gamma-like. Lineage: Eukaryota; Metazoa; Arthropoda; Arachnida; Araneae; Araneidae. Bases 98 to 643 code for a protein of 181 amino acids. Gene Ontology annotation, cellular component: endoplasmic reticulum; membrane. The transcript is spliced from 5 exons. The record is from RefSeq and is a predicted model, not a curated record. Gene Ontology annotation, biological process: SRP-dependent cotranslational protein targeting to membrane.